Molecule: messenger RNA, 2386 nt
Organism: Cuscuta campestris
Lineage: Eukaryota; Viridiplantae; Streptophyta; Magnoliopsida; Solanales; Convolvulaceae
Source: the annotation of a GenBank genome assembly
CCAAUCUCAAAAAACCCCAAGUUUAAUUCAUAAAACUCAAAUACUCCAUAUCAGAUACGUAGUAUUUAUUAAAACAAUUCAGACGAUAAUGAUCCGUAUAAAUUUCAACUUCUAAUUUCCAAAAAGCGAUGUAGGAUCUCCAAUUAGGUACUCCGUAAUAAUUUCAUUUUGCAGUCCCUUGGCAAUUUCUUUCAAAUUUACCCCAAUUUUAUUUUUGGAAAAAAAAAACAAAAGAAGCCGGCGUGCCUGUUAGCCUUCUUAGCCAGGGGACGGGCGGAGACAAAGGAAGGCGGUCUGGCAACUCCAGACUUGCCGCGAGUGGUGGGGAACGACGAGUGCUGCAGCGAAGGUGGAGGUUUCUCAUCAUUAUUCAUCCCCCAUUUGGCCAUUUUUCUCUAGUCCAUACUCCAUAUCAUCUCCACACCCACAUUAAUACAUUAUCAAGCUUUAUAUCUCAUUUUUUCCUUACAAAAAUGAUAUUUUUUUAAAAGGGCAUGGUAGAAGUACAUUAAAAUAAGAGCAUAGUUCUAUUUUCUCUGCGUGGUGGUGAUCUUAUUUCUCUCGUCGGAAAUCUACUACGACGAUGGCAGAUAGAGAAGAACAGACCUACAAGCAGGAUCCUCUGUUCUUGCAUAAUUCUGAUCAUCCAAGCAUGGCGCUUACAUCUACCAAACUUACAGGAGCAAAUUUCAUCCCUUGGAGUCGAUCAAUCAAAAUUUCCCUGAUCUCUAAGAUGAAAUUAGGGUUCAUCGAUGGUACUUGCAGAAAACCUGCUAUUGGAUCGCCAAAUUAUGCACAAUGGGAACGAUGUGACAAUAUGGUCUUCAGCUGGAUCCUGAAUUCCAUUCAGAGCGAUUUAGCAGAGGCCUUCCUGUAUGCUUCUUCAUCAGUGGAGCUUUGGAAAGAGCUUGAGGAGAGGUUCGGACAGAGCAAUGGUCCUUUGAUCUAUCAGAUCGAGAAGAAGAUUGCGGAUCAACAACAAAAUAAUGAUUCAGUUGGCACAUAUUUCACAAAACUCAAAAAACUAUGGGAUGAAAUGGACAAUGUUACCAAUCCUGUAGUCUGUGAAUGUGGAGGUUGUACCUGUGAUGCCAAAAGGAAGGUUGCAGAGGCUGAACAACGAAGAAGGUUAGUAAAAUUUAUGAUGGGACUCAAUGAUGGUUUUGAUAUGGUUAGAGGACAGAUACUCUUAAUGCCUGAACAUCCGUCCCCUAGCAAAGCAUGUAGUCUCGUACAACAGGUUGAAAGACAGAAGAGUAUCACCAGUGUGUCUGCCAUUAGGACUGAGAUGGCAGCAUGUGUGAACAAUGAUGGUACAGACUAUCAGAAUACUGCCCUGUAUGCAGGCAAGGGUGGACAGAAGCAAUUUUCUUACAACAAGAAUGAUCCAAGAAAACACAAAAGGGUGUGUGAUUACUGUAAGGAAUCUGAACAUUUGAAGGAUCAAUGCUUCAAAUUAGUUGGCUAUCCUGAAUGGUUCAAAGGACCCAAGGGCAAAAAAGGACAAAAUUUUUAUGGAGGAAAUAAAUUUGCAGCAAAUAUCAUGACUCAUACCCAUGAUAGCCAAGCUGAAACACCUUUGGAAGACAUGGGGGUUCUUCACAGCAACCCAACAUUCAUUCAGAAUGUGGCACAAGAAAUGAUGAAGAUGAUGACUGAUAAGGUUAAUUCAAAGUCAUCAGAAGGUGUUCCACUCAAUGCUUAUGCACACUUGGCAGGUAACAACUGGCCCAUAGCUUCUAGUGUAAUGAAACUAGAAUCUUCUAAAGCUUGUUAUAUGAAUGUUGAUGAUACAGUAGAAUGGAUCAUAGAUACAGGUGCUUCUGACCAUAUGACACCUUUUGAACACAUAUUUGAUGAGAUGCACACCCUUGUGAAGCCUAUAAUGGUAACUCUUCCAGAUGGGAGUCAUAAGGCUGUUUCUAAAGCAGGACAUGUAACUUUUCCUCAAAACCUAGUGUUGACUGAUGUGUUAUAUGUCCCUGAAUUCAAAUUCAACUUGAUCUCUGUGAGCAAACUCAUUGAUACCCACAAGCUCAAUGCUCAGUUUCUGCCUAAUGAAUGUGUCUUUCAGGACCUUUUAACUGAGCAAGUGGAGCCGGGGGUCUCUUGGAAACAGCCUCCCUACUUCCGAGUAGGGGCAAGGUCUGCGUACAGACACCCUCCCCAGACCCUACUGAUGUGAGAUUCAACUGGGUUGUUGUUGUUGUUGUUUUUACUUUCUGGCACAAACGGCACAAUGUCAGAAAUACUAAUGUACUCCUUAUACUACUGAUGUGUUACUGCGAAGAGUUACUUGGUUAGAAACUCUCCAGUUGAUAGAAUAUUUGUCAUAUUAUUUCAAAGAACACUUGGAAUUUGGAAACAACAAAAAAGAUGUCAUAUU